AAGUAGAGCAUAGAAAAGAGAAUAAAUAAGGGUUUAUUUUCUCAUCAACAAAGUUUAAUGUGACAAACUCGUAUUGAAACCAAAACUUAAUCAUAUGAUGUCUUUUCAUUAGAAAUUACCACCACUAAGAAGUUAACAGACAACCACCUGACCUGUGUUUUUGUCCGCAGAGAUGUUCAAUGGUCCAUCCUACCACAUACAUUCUGUAAGGCCUCUGGGGAGCAAUUCAAACCAAGUUCGUCCCAUGUCCCCCCUGUGGACAUCUGACGAAGGUUACCAUCCCUGACAGUCCAGUAGAGGAGUGGAUGAGCCAGCUCAAACCACGCCGAGUAAUACAGGGGCUGAUGGACAUUUUAGAGGCAUCGCCAGAUCUUGAGGCUUGUAGCGUUUGCAAAGAAGAUGGGGAGAAAACUCCAGGAACAAUGUACUGCACCAUUUGUGAUGAUGUCUUCUGUGAUGGAUGUCUCAAGAUGCACAAGAAGAUGCCGCUGUUGCGUGAUCAUGAAGUGAUCGAUGUACGUACCCAUAGUAACAGGAAACCAAAGGCAUCAAGCUUUAUGUGCAGAAUUCACAAAGACGAAAAAGUAAAACUGUUUUGUAAAGAUUGCAGGAUGGCAAUUUGUACUGUAUGCUGCAGUAUCAAACAUAGGAAGUGUGAUGAUGUUGAAACCAUAGAUGUCAUGACGCCUCUUGUAACAGAAACUCUGAUCAAUGAAGGAGUUGAGUUUAGGACAAUCACCUGCAGGUGAUUAAGUGGUGAAAAGUUGGCAAUCGUGUUUGCAAGCUACAGGAUGAAAACGUCAUCGGACAGUGAUUAGCAUCAAGAUAACUGCAGAUGACAAACAUUUAAUGUUGCGGUCAGCAAGUGAUUCCAGCUAUAUGAUGGCUGUCCUUUGUAAAUACCAGUAAUCAAGUCUGAACCAGACGAGUAUUCAACGAUUUACAUAAUGUGUAUUGAUCCACGCAGUUCGGAACCAUGAGAAGCAGUCCACCAUGUCACCGAGCCUGACCACCCGAUCCAAUAUGUCGCUUCUCACAACAAUCAUAGGUUGGUGGGGAUUAAUUCUUACCCCAAAAUGCCUACGUUGAAGAACAUAGUGGGUACGGCUUCAUGUGCAUUGGCGAAUCGGGAUGAUUCUCGAUUUUACAAAUUGCUGAGUCAAACCAGCAAUGUAGCAUAGACAGUGAAACCUUUAUGCUGGUGGAUUAGUAUGGAUGGCACCACCUACAGCCACAGGACAGACCUCAUCCGUUGUGUGGCAAGGGGUUCUUUAUCGUACCUGGGUACUGCCUUAGCCAACUAAAAGUUCGGAUCUCAGCUUCAUGGAUCAUAUGUAGGAUGAAUUUGAACGUCGUGCCCACCACAACCCCGCAGCACCUCAUAUACUAGAUGCAUAGGAUUAGUCGUUGGUUUGAAUUCCAUCAGGCCCACGCACAGCUGGUGUACCAGUGGUUGCUUUAAGGAAUGGGAGCACGCUGGUGCUGACUUGGCCAGCCGAGAAUCCGGAACUCAGUGCUCAGGAAUACGUAAGGGAUAACAUUCGUGUGCACCAACGUCCUAUAGCGCCUCAAAGUCUGGUGACACCACUCAUGUCACUUCCUUGUCACAAAGUCAUAGCUGUUGAACAUAAAUCAUUGCUAUUAUUUUGUCCUUAGGUCAUGUGAUCUUAUGGGCUU
Messenger RNA from Haliotis rufescens (red abalone), 1677 nucleotides. Its product is annotated as transcription intermediary factor 1-beta-like. Bases 306 to 749 code for a protein of 147 amino acids. Gene Ontology annotation, biological process: positive regulation of DNA-templated transcription. Gene Ontology annotation, molecular function: ubiquitin-protein transferase activity; zinc ion binding. Gene Ontology annotation, cellular component: chromatin; nucleoplasm. The record is from RefSeq and is a predicted model, not a curated record. The transcript is spliced from 2 exons. Lineage: Eukaryota; Metazoa; Mollusca; Gastropoda; Lepetellida; Haliotidae.